Molecule: messenger RNA, 681 nt
Organism: Tupaia belangeri chinensis (Chinese tree shrew)
Lineage: Eukaryota; Metazoa; Chordata; Mammalia; Scandentia; Tupaiidae
Product: spindle and kinetochore-associated protein 2
Exons: 1
Coding region: 23-388 (121 amino acids)
Biological process (GO): mitotic cell cycle; cell division; chromosome segregation
Cellular component (GO): spindle microtubule; outer kinetochore
Molecular function (GO): microtubule binding
Source: RefSeq, a predicted model, not a curated record
UGUGGAAUGUCAACUAUUCAACAUGGAGGCGGAGGUCGAUAAGCUGGAACUGAUGUUCCAGAAAGCUGACUCUGAUCUGGAUUACAUUCAGUACAGACUGGAAUAUGAAAUCAAGACCAAUCACCCUGAUUCAGCAGGCGAGAAAAAUCCAGUUACACUCUUAAAGGAAUUGUCAGCGAUAAAAUCUCAGUAUCAAACUUUGUGUGCACGCUUUAAACCAGUUGCUGUUGAACAGAAAGAGACUAAGAGCCGCAUCUGUGCUACUUUGAAUAAGACUAUGACUAUGAUACAAGAGCUACGAAAACAAACAAACGUGGAGCUGGCACCACUGACGAAGAAGAGAAAACUGCAGCAGAGCAAUUUAAAAUCUCACAUGCCAGAAUUAUGAAGAAAUAGAAUUGCAGAGUGGAACUCCAAUGGAGAAGAGAACAAUUUGAAAUUUAGGAAGAUGUCUUUUUAACACUUGAUGAGUAGAGGCGGGGGGCUGUGAAGGAGGAGGUUUGCUUGAGACUAGAAAAUAACGCCUUUUAUAAAAGAGGAGACUAUACGAAGGGCAGAAGCCAGGAUCAGGUGUGCAUGCCUGUAGUCCAAGACUGGGGAAGUUGAGGCAAAGGACUGUUAGUUUGAGGCCAGCCUCAACAACAUAGCAAGACCAUGUCUCAAAGAAAGAAGGGCAUAUAU